AUGUCUGCGUCGGGAACUAAGGAGACCUGCAUACUAGAGGACCCUAACGCCGUAGGGCACAUGGACGCGCUGUUCGACGUCCUACGGAAGCCUAAUAGCGGCACCAGCGCGGGGAGAAGCGCUAGCAGUAGGCGAAACUCCAGGUCCAACGGUGGUAACAGGACGGCCGCCUCGGCUGCCGCGGAGCUGGUGUGCGGAGGACCUACCGCGGACGCGGAGUUUUUACUGGACGCUCUGUUUGCCGUGGUCCAGACGGAUUCAGGCGGCGGGAGGUGUGGAGGGAGAGGAGGAGGGACGGGACGAGCUGCUGCAACGACAGCAAUGGCGAGAGGAGCUGGUGCUGCGAAGUCGUGGAAAGAGAGAAAGCUACCCGCGUCUUUCUUCGACGCUGGUGACGGUGCAUCCACCGGGCUGUCAGCGGGGAAAGAAGAGACGUUGGAUGCUGCUGAGGGUAUUGAAGAUGGAUCCCCCAUCCCUUCCCCUGAUUCAGAAUCCAGUAGGCAAGUCACUAACUCUUCCAGUCACCCCGGACUUGCUCAAUUGCCCGUGGUCCUUGUCAAUAAAAGUUCUACGGAGUCCCUUACUUUCUACAUAGAUAAACACCUUCAGUGCAGGGUAAACAUGGAGCCGGCUCUCGAGCGGCGACGAAGACUCGCCAGGGGCCGGGUCCAGAAAUAUCGCUCCAUGAAGAAACGCAGGAAACCAAGAAAGUCGGACGGUGAAUUGGGAGAUAACAGUGCAUCCUGUUCUUGAACCCACUGUCACACAAACACACACAGUAUACAUUAUUAUGCCGAGCAACAACAUUAUACAUCAUAGAG
Geodia barretti is the source of this 821-nucleotide messenger RNA. NCBI's taxonomy places the organism in Eukaryota, Metazoa, Porifera, Demospongiae, Tetractinellida, Geodiidae. The record is from the annotation of a GenBank genome assembly.